UUUUUGUUUCUCUAUUCUCCUCAGAGCCUCUCUCUUGUCUCUAACUCAAACUUUCCAACAGUUACAUUAACUUUAGGAGUUCUUCUCUAUCUUUGUUUCUAUCUUUUUACACUUCCGACAAACCGUCGAAGAGGAAGAGGAAGAAGAAGCAUAAAAAUACAGGAAGAAAAAGAUGCCCUUAACGGCAGACGCCACAAAGCACCUGUCCUCCGUUAAUGGAGGAGGAGUUAAAGUGAUUACAGACCUCAAGAGCCUCUUUUCUCUCUUGAAAACCAGAAGAAGGCUUGCUUUUGUAUAUGUGGUCAUGUUUGUUUUUGUUGCUUUCACUGUUUUCGUGGCCUUUAAUCCCUCUUCUUCCGCCCUCUCUUUCUCUAAUAUUUUCGGUGUCACUUCUUCAACUUCAAGUUCUUCUUCGUCUUCGUCUUCGUCUCCAUCUUCUUCAAGCUCUUAUAGAUCUCAGUUCUCUUCUGUUUUCUCUUACUUUUUCCCCAACAUCUCUUCUUCUUCUUCUUCCCCAAAACAAGUUCAUGCUCAACCCCAAAACUUGUUUAACUCCACCAGAUCCAAUAACACCACCACUGUGAACCAAUCUCAAUCUCCCAAUGUAAACCACACUCAAAGUUCUGACUUUUCAUCUCAUCAAAAUAAGGUCUUACAUGCAAAUCAAACUUCAAUUGCCAAUAAACAACCCUCACCUGUAAAAAGCACCAAGCAAAGUUCUCAAUCUUCUAAUAAAAAUCAAAUUUUGAAGCCAAAUCAGACCACUUCAGCAGUGCCCCCAACACCAAAGACAGCAUUACCUUCUAAUCAAACCAUAGCAAAAAGUUCAAGUUCAAGUCCCACUCCUACUCCAUUGGUGAAGCCUAAGUCACCAGUAUCAAAUUACACAGCAUCCCCAAAACAAAAAGGCUAUGGGAGUAGUCCAGAGAUGGUGGUGGCAAAGCAAGGGACUGAGAGUGUGAUGGAGAGUUUAAUGAAUUGUGAUUUGUUUGAUGGAGAGUGGGUUGAGGAUCAUUCUUAUCCCCUUUAUAAACCAGGCUCUUGCCGUUUCAUUGAUGAGCAAUUCAGUUGUGCUCUUAAUGGUAGACCUGAUAAACUCUUUCAGCAAUUCAAAUGGAAGCCUAAAGGCUGCACUUUGCCAAGGUUGAAUGGGAGCCAUAUGUUGGAAUUGUUGAGAGGUAAGAGGCUAGUAUUUGUCGGUGAUUCAUUGAAUAGGAAUAUGUGGGAAUCUCUUGUUUGCAUUCUGAGAAACACGGCAAAAGAUCCAAAGAAUGUUUUCGAAGCUCAUGGAAGACACUAUUUUCGCGGUGAAGAUUCGUAUUCGUUCAUUUUCAAAGAUUAUAACUUCUCUGUGGAGUUCUUUGUAUCUCCUUUCUUAGUUCAAGAAUGGGAAAUGCCUGAUAAAAACGGAGCCACAAAGGAGACACUUAGACUCGAUUUAGUGACGAGGUCAUCUGAUAAAUAUAAAAGCGCAGAUAUCAUCAUCUUCAACACUGGACACUGGUGGACACACGAGAAAACUUCCAAGGGGAAAGAUUAUUACCAAGAAGGUGGCCAUGUGUAUGGUGAACUUAAUGUUCUUGAGGCUUUCCGGAAAGCUUUAACAACAUGGGCGAGAUGGGUUGACGCCAAUGUAAAUCCGAGAAAAUCUAUGGUUUUCUUCAGGGGUUACUCUGCCACCCAUUUUAGUGGCGGACAAUGGAAUUCAGGUGGAGCAUGUGACAACGAGACUGAACCAAUCAAGUAUGCGACAUAUCUACGACAAUAUCCCCCAAAGAUGCUGGUGCUGGAGAAGGUACUGAGAGGGAUGAAAACGCAUGUCACCUACUUAAACAUCACCCGAUUGACAGAUUACCGGAAGGAUGGUCACCCAUCAAUAUAUAAGAAACGCAACAUCUCCAAAGACCAAAGAUUGCAAUAUAAGUUCCAGGACUGCAGCCACUGGUGUCUUCCAGGUGUGCCGGACGCCUGGAAUGAGCUUUUCUAUGCUGAACUCUUAAUCAAAGAGAAUAAGAUGCAGCAACAUCACCAGAAACAGAAGAAGAGAUACGGGUAAAAAUAAAAAACUCCUCCCAAAUAUGAGUUGCUUAUGUUAUAAUUUGAUCUUGAUUAAUUAGUAGGAAUUAUACAUAUAUCGUGUAUAUAUAUAAAGAAAUUGUAGAAACAAAAACCCAAAUGAAGAAGAUCCAACAAUUUUUGUUUUUUUUAUAAAUUAUGAGAAAUUCAAGAGCAAAAAUGCUAAAAUGUAAUACUCCUUUUUAUAAAUAAAAUUCUUAUAGUAUUGAAGGCA
Mangifera indica (mango) is the source of this 2290-nucleotide messenger RNA. RefSeq names its product protein trichome birefringence-like. The transcript is spliced from 5 exons. Gene Ontology annotation, molecular function: O-acetyltransferase activity. Lineage: Eukaryota; Viridiplantae; Streptophyta; Magnoliopsida; Sapindales; Anacardiaceae. The record is from RefSeq and is a predicted model, not a curated record. Bases 173 to 2056 code for a protein of 627 amino acids. Gene Ontology annotation, cellular component: Golgi apparatus.